Molecule: messenger RNA, 1138 nt
Organism: Mercurialis annua (annual mercury)
Lineage: Eukaryota; Viridiplantae; Streptophyta; Magnoliopsida; Malpighiales; Euphorbiaceae
Exons: 5
Coding region: 148-846 (232 amino acids)
Source: RefSeq, a predicted model, not a curated record
AACAAAACGACUUAAAAUGAAACAAUCAGAGCCAAACGACGCCCGUUGUAAUUUUCAAUCUCUGUCGUUUUCCCGUGACGCGCCUCUGAAACCCCAAACUAAACCCCAAUAGCAUCGACGAUCACCAUCAUCAACAAUCACAUAAUCAUGCAGCACCAUUCUCCAAGAUUCCUCAUCAAUUUCUCCAAACUAAACCCAAUCAAAUCCCUCCUCUACUUCUCCGACUACAAUCACGGCACCGCUCACCUAAUUCCACCACCGUCACAGCAGCACCGUUUCAUCUCCUCCUCACCGCCGCUCUCGGCAUGGAUGGACUCAAUCAAGGGCGUCUUCACCGGAAAGAAACCAGACUCCACUGACUCCAUAGAAUCAUUCACUCUUAUGCGGUUUGCUGAUGAGUUAAAGAAUGCAACGAGAGUUGGGUCGUUUAAACAAUUUAUAGUAGGUAGAAGCAGUGAAGCUACAUUUGCUGAUGCUUUUGAAAAAAUGGAAGGGAUUAUUAGAUUAUUAAAUGGAUAUGAUCCGACUGGCGAGAACUUACAAGUUAGUCAGAAACAAGAAGCAGCGAAGCGUUGUAAUUGCACAGUUGCGGAAGUUGAAAGAGCACUUGCUCAGUUUACUUGGGCGAAAGAAGCUCAAAGGAAGCUUCAGAAGUUAAAAGAAGAAGGGAAACCUGCUCCAACGAGUAUCGCGGAGGUGCAAAAGCUGAUGGGCUCAACACCAGUAGAUCUUGCUAGAUCUAAUUUGGCCAAGAGUGGGCAGUUAAGCAGAAAUGCGUUCUGUCCAUGUGGUUCCAAGAAGAGAUACAAACGGUGCUGUGGAAAAGACGAGAAUGUAAAGGGGUAAAAUAGAGGAGCGAAACUUAGGAACUAGAGAACCCCUGAAGAGGCAACAGAAAAAAUGUAUGCGGUCUCAAUGCCGAUCUUACUGAGACAUUAAUGAAUUUUUGCAUAGAGAAUUUGGCCGAAAGGCUGUUUUUAAUUUGUAAUUUUUUAUGGUUUUUUCUGUUCCGCCCUUCCUGGCAAGCUUGAGCAUGUAAUUCUCGUAUUCUGGACUUGAUGCCAACUAAAGAAUGUCUGGCAGAGUGGCAGUUACAGAGUUUUCACUUAAUAAUAUGCUGCUUGUGGAGACUACUUCA